Cokeromyces recurvatus is the source of this 1077-nucleotide messenger RNA. RefSeq names its product diacylglycerol acyltransferase. Gene Ontology annotation, cellular component: endoplasmic reticulum membrane. Gene Ontology annotation, biological process: triglyceride biosynthetic process. The transcript is spliced from 4 exons. The record is from RefSeq and is a predicted model, not a curated record. The coding region runs from base 1 to 1077 and encodes 358 amino acids. Gene Ontology annotation, molecular function: diacylglycerol O-acyltransferase activity. NCBI's taxonomy places the organism in Eukaryota, Fungi, Mucoromycota, Mucoromycetes, Mucorales, Mucoraceae.
AUGACAGAUUCACAAGCUAAACAUAUACCUUCGUUAUCUGAAAUAAAACAUCUCUCUGAACAAAUACCUGAGGUACAAUGGGCUCCAGUACGAGGUAUACCCUUUGAACGAAGGGUUCAGACAGCAGUUGUCCUUGCUUGGAUCUUUUUAUUAGGCAAUUGUCUCCUCUCCUUCACUCUCUCUCUCUUCUUUGCUUUUCUUUGGCCAUUUCAUAUUGCUUAUAUCAUUUAUCUUUGGUUAGACCCUUCUCCUGAAAAUGGCGGUCGUCGUUCAGAAUGGUUUAGAGAGUUAUCUUUUUGGAAGUAUUUUGCCAACUAUUUCCCCAUAAAUCUAGUCAAGGAAAGUGAUCUCGAUCCUUCAAAGAAUUAUAUAUUUGGUUAUCAUCCUCAUGGCAUCAUUAGCAUGGGCGCAUUUGCUAAUUUUGGAACAGAGGCUACAGGUUUUUCCCGUCUCUUCCCCGGUAUCCAACCUUCUCUUUUAACCCUGAAAUCUAAUUUUAAUAUCCCACUCUAUCGUGAUAUUAUCUUGGCAUUAGGUCUCGCCUCUGUCUCUCGUCGUUCCUGUGAACGUAUCUUGGCAUCAGGUCCAGGUCGUUCCAUCGUCAUCGUCAUCGGAGGUGCAUCCGAAUCUUUAAACGCAAGACCUGGUGUCGCAGACCUCAUCCUGAAGAAACGUUUAGGUUUUAUCAAAUUGGCAAUCAAGCAAGGCGCUGACUUGGUCCCUACCUUUUCCUUUGGUGAAAAUGAUCUCUAUGAACAAAUUGAUAAUUCAAACGAGAGUUGGUUAUGGAGAAUACAAAAGAAGAUGCAACAGGCUGUCGGUUUUACUCUUCCUCUCUUUCAUGCGCGUGGUGUCUUUAAUUAUAAUGUGGGAUUGCUUCCAUAUCGACAUCCAGUGGUGACAGUUGUGGGUAAACCUAUUUCAGUUCCAAAAUUAAAAGAAGGUCAAACAGAACCCACUGAAGAUCAACUUAAAGAAACUCAAGAUCUUUAUAUUAAAGAACUUGAAUUUAUCUAUAACAAAUACAAAGAUGUUUAUGCAAAAGAUAGAAAACAAGAAUUACGUAUUAUUAGUUAA